Messenger RNA from Acaulospora colombiana, 1161 nucleotides. The record is from the annotation of a GenBank genome assembly. NCBI's taxonomy places the organism in Eukaryota, Fungi, Glomeromycota, Glomeromycetes, Diversisporales, Acaulosporaceae.
AUGGCAGCCUCAUGUGGCAAUUAUAAUUGUAGCAAUGGUCAAUUAUGUUUUUUAUCCUUGAAUGGUCCAAGAUGUGCGACGUUUAACACGAAUCUUUCACUAUGGGCGCUAAGCCCGGAGUCGUUUCCGCCAAUCGCUUAUCUUGGUAACGAACUGGCUUAUUCCGAGAACGAUCAGUGUGAGAUUUUUAGUUAUUCUAAUUGGUCCAAUUCAGACAAGAAUUGGUUGCUUCAGUACUUUUAUAAUAAUUGGUUACCUUCACCUUCCAUCUCAAACAAGCUUCCUAAUGGUAGUUUCGUUCAACCACUCGACUAUCUUGGCAGUUGCAGUGGUAAUAAAUUAGAAAAUUCCGGAUUGCCAAGUUUGUAUUGCUCACCUUAUGGAAAUAUAUGUGUGAAAAAAUUGGAGGCAUCGAUGACUUGUAAUUCAUCAAACCAAUGUAUAAGCGCAAAUUGCGGGAAUAUACCAGCAACCUCAUUUUCUGAUGGUACGGCAAAACCAAAAGCGUCAUGCAUAAAUGAUAGUGAUACGAGUUUAUUUUUGACUAGUAAUGGGACAAGAACCAUAUUUCUGACUGAUGAUCUCGGCAAAGAGGCCAACAGCGGUAAUGUUAGUAAACCAAGAAAUCGAGAAAGGUCAAUUGAUCCUCUUAGUGGUGAGGGUGGACGUGUGCGUAGAAGCGCAUCCGCAUUAUUAAAUCGCAACGGGACAUUGAAUAGAAGCAGCAGCAUACGUACGCUACCGCCAUAUUCCGCGGUAGAUGAAGUUACAUAUCAACCAGGAGUUGUGUCUACUAUAGUUAAUUAUUUCUUUCCACCCGGCGAAUUACCGCCACCAUAUGAAUCAGAAGAUACUAGACGUAUUCUGACGCUGAGUGACAUAGAACAAAAUUCCACAUUUGGGUCCGUCGCAGAGAAUGUUGAUGAAUCUAUGAUUCCCGAAAAUGAUGUCAUCAUCACUACUAAAGACGACGCUGAAACAGAACCGGUUGCAUUGUUGGAAGUGAGAAGUGUGACAAUUGAAGAGGAAACUCCGAUUUCAAUAUUGCCUAAUAAUAUUGAAAGUGCAACAGAUUUGCAUACCUUACCCGAGAUACAGGAUACUGAAGAAAACGUGGUUUUUAUGCAGGAAAGACGAGAAUCAGAAAUUGGACUAACUGAA